AUGAUUGAACCCAUUGCUAUUAUCGGAUCCGGAUUUCGUUUUCCUGGAGGCGCCGACACACCCUCGAAACUCUGGUCUGUUAUCCACAACCCUCGUGACCUGAGUAGCAAACCGCCGACUUCUCGCUUUGAUAUAGACUCAUUCUACCAUCCUGUUGGCACACAUCAUGGUACCACCAACGCUACCAAAUCUUACUGGCUGGAGGACACAGAUAAGAGCAAUGUUACCAAAUUUGAUGCUGGGUUUUUCAAUAUUCAGCCUAGUGAGGUGGAUGCCAUGGAUCCCCAGCAACGUGUGCUAAUGGAAGUUGUCUACGAUGGCCUCUGUGCUGCUGGGCAGCCUAUGGAGAAAUUGCGAGGUUCUGAUACUGCCGUUUAUGUUGGCCUAAUGUCCGAUGACUGGAGCACUAUGUUAACGCGAGACUGGGAGACAUUACCCCGAUAUACUGCUACAGGGCUCGAAAGAGGCAUUGUAGCAAACCGUGUGUCAUAUUUCUUUGACUGGCAUGGACCAAGCAUGACUAUUGAUACUGCAUGCUCUAGCAGUUUGGUUGCUCUUGAUCUCGGUGUCCAAGCUCUACGAAGCGGCAAGUCAAAGGUAGCGGUUGCUGCCGGCACGAAUCUGAUAUUGAGUCCAGCCAUGUACAUCUCCGAGAGCAACCUUGGGAUGCUUUCACCUACCGGACGCUGUGCUAUGUGGGACGCCUCCGCGGAUGGGUAUGCGCGAGGCGAGGGUGUUGCGGCUGUUGUGCUGAAAACACUUUCCCAGGCUAUAGCAGAUAAUGACCCAAUUGAAUGCAUAAUUCGUGAAACGGCAGUCAAUCAGGAUGGCAAAACUACUGGUCUGACGAUGCCCAGCAAUGUUGCGCAGACAAAUCUUAUCCGCGAGUGUUAUGCUCGGGCAGGGCUAGAUCCAGUCAACAAUCUGGAGGAUAGGCCACAAUUCUUCCACGCCCAUGGCACGGGUACUCAGGCAGGGGAUCCCCAAGAAGCCGAAGCUAUUUCGAAUGCGCUAUUCCCUGCUGGAUCCUACGCCGAUAAGAUGGCAGACAAGCUGCUUGUCGGCUCUAUCAAAACUGUCAUUGGGCAUACUGAAGGCACCGCUGGCCUGGCUAGUGUCAUCAGCACCUCUUUGGCGUUGAAAUACGGCGUGGUUCCUCCCAACCUGCACUUUGCAAACCUCAGUGCCAAAGUGGCUCCAUUCUUUAAGCACUUGGAUAUUCCUACUGUCCCAACCCCAUGGCCUGCCAAGGAAGAUCAACCCCAAAUGAUCCUUUUUUCCCCCAUUACCGUGCUAACACUACCGUUUGACAGCUUUGGCUUCGGUGGAACCAAUGCCCACUGCAUUUUGGAGCAGUAUAUUCCAGAAAAGAAGGCUGUAUCUCCUAUUUUUACUCCUUUAACCUUUUCCGCUUCCUCAGAGAUCACACUUCGAGAGAUGUUGUCGCAACAUCUCGAUUAUCUCGUCGCAAACCCGGAAACUGAAUUUUCUGAUCUUGCCUAUACCUUACAGCAUAGGAGAUCCACCCUAUCGUACCGAAAAGCAAUUGCGGCGAUGACAAUACAAGAUGCUAUCAAAUCCCUAGAUGAGAUUGUGAAUUCUACCUCGAAUGCUACAGGUAGUGCAGAGCUUGGAACGAGAUUUGGGACUAUCUCUGACCCAAAGAUAAUUGGCAUUUUCACCGGACAAGGUGCUCAAUGGCCACGAAUGGGAGCCCAGCUCCUUGAAACCUCUAUUUUUGCUGCAUCUCGUAUAUCUGAGCUGGAUUCCGCUCUUCAAAGUUUGCCAUCCCCUGGAGAUCGGCCUACAUGGACACUCAAGGACCAACUCCUUGCAGGAAAGGACACAUCACGCAUAGCGGAAGCUGCUCUCUCCCAGCCUCUGUGCACGGCUGUGCAGAUAAUCCUCGUCGAUAUUCUCCGAGAAGCAGGCAUCUCUUUUCGUGCUGUGGUUGGUCACUCGUCUGGUGAGAUUGGUGCCGCUUAUGCAGCAGGCUUUAUAUCUGCACAGGAUGCUAUACGCGUUGCUUACUUCCGCGGUGUCCACGCACGGCUAGCAUCUAGCCCAAAUGAACAUGCCCCUCGUGGAGCCAUGAUGGCUGUUGGUGCAUCAGCUGACGAUGCUCGCGACUUUUGCGCUACGACAGGGUUCUCUGGUAGGCUUCAGGUUGCUGCCGUAAAUUCAGCCUCUAGUGUGACUCUGAGUGGAGAUGAGGACGCUGUAACUGAAGCCGAAGAGAUUUUCAAAUCUCAGGGGAUCUUUGCCAGGAAACUCAAAGUUGAUACCGCAUAUCAUAGUGCCCAUAUGGCAUCAUGUGCUGGGCCGUAUUUCUCUUCUUUAGAGGGAUGUGCCAUCCAGUCAGUCGCACCGCUACAGGGGUCAGCUACUACUUGGUUUUCGAGUGUUUACGCGGGCGAACCGAUGACUAGUGACAGACUUACUAACCAAUACUGGGUUGACAAUAUGUGUAAUGCUGUGCUAUUUGCUGAUGCACUUUCGAAAGCUCUGAAACACGUUGACCAAUUUGACCUUGCUAUCGAGGUUGGCCCACACCCUGCUCUGAAAGGCCCUGCAACAUCUACUAUUGGUAGUAUUCCCUAUACAGGGUUGCUCUCCCGCGGACUUGAAGAUGUUACGCAACUCAGCGAUGCCCUAGGCUUUAUCUGGACUCGACUUGGCUCUGGAAGCGUGCGAUUCUCUGACGUCGAAACACUACUCUCUGGUGUCCAAAGUAGGAAAAGUUUGAAAGACUUACCUUCAUAUCCAUUCGAGCACCAGCGCAGCUAUUGGACGAAUAGUCGUCUGGCCAACCAUUUUAAAAACAGACGAGCUAUACAUCUUCCUAACCCAGUUUUGGGCAGCCCUUGCUCUGAGGCUACCACUCCUGGGGAAUUCCAAUGGCGCAACUUCCUGCGACCAAAUGACAUGCCCUGGCUCAAGGGUCAUAGGCUCCAAGGUCAAACCGUUUUUCCCGCCACUGGAUAUGUGAGCAUGGCGGUAGAAGCUAUUAAGGGCAUUGUGUUUGACAAUGGAGCUGGGAACUCCAUCGGCAUGAUUAGACUAACUGAUGUCGACAUUCCUCGAGCAAUUGCGUUUAACGAUGAUGAUUCUAGCAUCGAGAUCAUUUUCAGCUUGUCUUCAAUCGAUAUCUCACCCACUACUAUUACAGCGGAGUGGGGUUGCUACUCAGUGGCUGAUGGCAGUAAUAUCCUGCUAAAUGCCAAAGGCAAGGUUUCUGUCCAACUAUCAUCUGCUAAACCUAAUACCCUACCUCUAGUUAAGGCGGAGCCCUUCAACCUUGUUGCUGUUCAGGAUGAUCGUUUCUAUUCAAACCUCUCCACAGUUGGGUAUGGUUACUCUCAUCCGUUCAGAGGGGUGUCAGAUAUACAACGAAAGUCUGGCUAUAGUAUCGGUACGCUUUUUGACCAGUCCGGAUCUGAGUGGGAUGAUAAUUUGGUCCUUCACCCUGGUAUGCUCGAUUCCGCGCUCCAGACCGUUUUUGCAGCGUGGUCAUAUCCUGGAGAUACCCAGCUAUGGUCAUUGCAUGUUCCUGUUUCAAUCUCUUCUGUGACUAUAAAUCCAUACUUCACGAUACUUGGUGCCGGUGGCAAGCAGGGCACCAUGAAAUUCGAGACCCUUAUUCGAAGCAAGCAAAGAUCUCAGAUUAUUGGAGAUAUCUAUCUAAAUACGGAUAAUAAAUCUCACGCUAUUGUGCAGUUUGAAGGUGCAACUCUGGUUCCAUUCUCCCCAGCUACUCCUAAGAAUGACCUUCCAAUGUUUUCCCACUUCGAAUACCGAGUUGCAUCACCUGAUGGACUGUUGGCCGCUGAGGGUGAAACAGUGACUGACUUUGAAGUCCAGAUGUACAAGGAUAUUGACCGUGUCUCCUACUGGUUUGCACGUCAUGCCUCUAUAUCAAUCCCGGUUGAGGAGCGUGCUGGCCUGCUCCCUCAUUUUCAAAAAUACCUACAGUGGUGCGACCGUAUGGUUGGCAUGGUCAGUCGAGGCGAAACUCCGAAGGUUGAACCAGAAUGCAACAAUGAUUCUCGUGAAGAUAUUGGCAAGAUUCUGGCCCGUUACAAGGGCCGAAAGGAUAUUCGCUUCGUUGAAGUGGUAGGGGACAAUUUGAUUCCCGUCAUUCGCGCUGGAAAUUCCAUGCUUGAACACAUGAACCAGGACGGCCUUCUCCGAGCCUUUUACGAGGAGAAUGCCAUAUGUGCCGGCCCAACAAGUCGUUGGCUCGCUCGGGUUGUAUCACAAAUUUCACAUCGGUACCCUGGUCUCAAUAUCUUUGAAAUCGGAGCUGGAACAGGCGCAACUACAUCAUCGGUACUCCGCAAUCUUAAGGGUGCGUACUCGUCUUAUACUUUUACAGAUAUUUCCAGUGGAUUUUUUAUGGCAGCAGAGGAAAGAUUCGCCAAAGAAAGUGGUCGUAUGACCUUUAAGGUGUUUGAUAUGGAGAAAGGCCCAGCGGAACAAGGCUUCAUCGAAGGCUCAUACGAUCUGAUUGUGGCUGUUAAUGUGCUUCAUGUAUCUGCUGACAUGGAAGCGUCAAUGUCUAAUAUCCGUCGUCUCCUCAAACCCGGUGGUUACAUAGUGGUGGGUGAGCUCACCUCUACUGAUCUCUUAUUCAGUGGUAUGACUGUGGGAACUCUCCCGGGAUGGUGGAUUGGUGCUGAGACAGGCCGCCCAUGGGGACCAUUGCUUACCCUUGACCAGUGGGAUUCAGUGUUGAAGAAAACUGGGUUCUCUGGAAUUGAUACUGUCACUCCUAACAUUGAUUCUUCUCUUCCAAUCAGUGUAUUUGUUGGCCAGGCUAUUAACGAUCAAGUCACGCUUCUACGAAACCCCCUUAAUGUCCAAGAGCACCCUGUGGGCGUACGAACUGAUGCUCUUGCCAUUAUUGGGGGAACAACGGACCGCGUUAAAGAACUGGGGCAUAAUGUAUCUGGCAUUCUGUCCCACCGUUUUCCUGUCAAGGAGUUCUUCGAUACUGUGGAAGACUUUGCUUGCUCUACCAUGGCUCGUUCAGUAUCUAUUUCUGGUGCUGUAACAAUUCUUUCCCUCACGGAUCUUGACCAGCCAUAUCUUGAUGGCUUAACCACCGAUAAGUUCAAUGCACUUAAGGCAUGUACAACAGCUGGAACUGUUGUUUGGGUAACCUGUGGAUCCCGUGAAGAUACCCCAUAUAGCUACAUGAUGAUGGGUUUUGCCCGUACAAUCAAGAACGAGAACCCUGACUUGAAUUUACAGCUAUUUGACCUGGAUUCCAAAGCUGCAAAUGAUGGCAUUGAACCACAAACUGCAGCUAUCCUGGCUGAAACACUGUUAAGGCAACGGGUACUUCAAAGCUGGGGUAUCGAUGAAGACGCACUUCUGUGGACGGAUGAGCCUGAGGUGUUUAUGGAUAACGGGAAGCAGUUAAUUACAAGGCUACUGCCGGAUCCUGAGAAAAAUAUGCGUUAUAACUCACAGCGAAGAGAGAUAUUUACUGAAGCUAACCCCAUGAUAGAUACCCUGGAGCUUGUUGGAGCUGGCUCUGGUAAAGGGCGGGUUUUGGAGCUUCACAAAGUCUCACCACUGAGACUACCAAACAUUCCGGAAACCAAAUACCGCGCCUUGAGAAUUACUCAUUCUCUUCUUCAAACUGUUGCUGUGGGCGCAGCUGGAUUCUUCAGGCUAUGCAUGGGUGUUGAUGUCAAUUCGAAUGAAACCAUUCUGGCGCUUUCAAGUUCACCAGAAUCCCCUGUCAACGUCCCAGAACAUUGUUGUAUAGCUGUCCCCAGAACUUUUGAUAACAAUACCCUAGUCUCGAUAGCCUCCAGUAUUGUCGCUGAACGGGUCCUUUCGUUUACUCCUGAAGGGGGUAUCUUACUUGUGAACGAGGCAGACCCUUCUCUGGUGUCCGCUAUACAAAGGAAGGCCAGCGCUAAGGACGUGAAGCCCGUGUUCAUUACCGCUAAACUACGACAGAAUUCAAACGGCGAUUCACUCUUCCUGCAUCCAAACUUCCCCCGCCAUAUCAUCAAAUCCAUUGUCCCCGAAACUACGGCCGUUUUCUUACAUUUCUUGCGAGGAGAUACAUCUGAUGCUGUUAGAGAUUGCAUUAUCCCCUGUUUACCGGCUAGCUGCCUUCAAAUAAACGAAGAAGCGGUUCUAGGUCAUGAACUCACAGAGAUAUCCAGUGCGAAGUCGUUGAUAGAUAUAUCGCAGAUUCUACAAAGUGCGCUAAACGACAUCGAUAAAGCUGCAUCAGAGGAUGCCAAUUAUAUAUCUCUUGACUCUCUACCCUCGCAUGGAAUUAUAGGAGAACCAAUGACCGUUGUGCAAUGGACUACCAGUACUCCACUUACGGCCAAAGUCCAACCUAUCGACUCUGGAAUGUUAUUCAAAGCCAACCGCACAUACCUCUUCGUUGGCAUGGCGGGUGAGCUUGGUCAGUCUCUUGCUGGCUGGAUGAUUGCCCACGGGGCACGGAAUAUUGUCCUCACUAGCCGGACACCGAAGGUGAAUGCAUCAUUCAUAGAAGAUAUGAUGAAGAGGUACGGAGCUGUUGUCAAAGCCAUGCCUCUCAACGUUACGUCCCGAGAAUCUCUUCACUACGUACACACAGCUAUUACGGCUACUCUUCCUCCCAUUGCAGGUGUCGUGAACGGUGCCAUGAUACUGGAGGACGAACUAUUUUCCAGGAUGACGUAUGAACAGUAUACCCGCGUUAUUGAGCCCAAGGUCCUGGGUACUCAGCUAUUAGAUGAACGAUUCUAUGACGACAAAUCUCUCGACUUCUUCAUCGUGGCUUCUAGCAUUGCAUCCGUCAUCGGUUGGAGUGGCCAGAGCAAUUAUUCAGCAGCUAAUGAAUACAUGACUUCCCUUGUAUACAAGAGGCGCAACCGUGGAGUUGCAGCAUCUGCCAUGAGCAUCCCGGCUGUGCUCGGAGUGGGAUAUGCCGCGAAUUCGAUUAACUUUGACUUUGACUACUUCCAGUCAGUUGGUUAUAUCAAUAUUAGUGAAGAGGAUCUCCACAUUUUAUUCGCAGAGGCCGUGGUAUCAGGUCGGCCAAGCCAAGCGCCUCAGGUGAAAGCUCAAGUUGCCAUGGGAGUGAACUACUUGCCGAAUGAUUUCUUCGUCCAGGAAGCCCAUAGACGAGAUGUCAAGUUUAACCAUUUCAUUCAACGCGAAGAGACUGGCUCGGAGAUUCAGGCUGUCAAGUCUGGGGUACGUGUCAGGGUCCAACUACAAGCUGCCAAAAAUGCGGAAGAUUCCUACAUUAUUACUCGGGAUGCAUUCUUGAGCCACUUGAAACGUAUGCUGCGUAUGACGGAAGAACAGAAAUUGGAGGAUUCUAUAGCUCUUGUUGAUCAAGGCGUUGACUCACUUGUUGCUGUUGAUAUCCGCUCUUGGUUCCUUAAGGAACUGGAGGUUGAUAUCCCCACGCUCAAGAUACUAGGAGGAGGUUCAAUUGCCGAUCUAGUGAAGACUGCGUUAGAGAAUAUGGAACCCAUCAAAGAGGAUGCUCCUGAGAGCUCGGAGCCAUCUCCCAAACAAAAGCACCAGCCAGGAAAGCCUUCUGGGUCUAUACCGAAGAAAGAGACAGCCAGCUCCUCACCAUUAUCAAUGGGAAGCCCUGUAUUUACCCCCGCGCUCGGAGAUACUCCCUCGCCCUCCGAUGAUGACUCCAUCUCCACGCCUCUGCCAUCUCGAGAAGAUUUCGUGAAGAAAGGUGAUUUGAAGAGUCAAGGAAAGCCUAUACGUACUGUCAUUGCUUAG
This is a messenger RNA of Trichophyton benhamiae CBS 112371, 7767 nucleotides long. RefSeq lists its product as uncharacterized. Gene Ontology annotation, molecular function: phosphopantetheine binding; fatty acid synthase activity; 3-oxoacyl-[acyl-carrier-protein] synthase activity. The record is from RefSeq and is a predicted model, not a curated record. Gene Ontology annotation, biological process: fatty acid biosynthetic process; secondary metabolite biosynthetic process. The transcript has 3 exons. Bases 1 to 7767 code for a protein of 2588 amino acids. Lineage: Eukaryota; Fungi; Ascomycota; Eurotiomycetes; Onygenales; Arthrodermataceae.